Molecule: messenger RNA, 915 nt
Organism: Arxiozyma heterogenica
Lineage: Eukaryota; Fungi; Ascomycota; Saccharomycetes; Saccharomycetales; Saccharomycetaceae
Gene: PHO85
Product: cyclin-dependent serine/threonine-protein kinase PHO85
Exons: 1
Coding region: 1-915 (304 amino acids)
Biological process (GO): protein phosphorylation
Cellular component (GO): cytoplasm; nucleus
Molecular function (GO): ATP binding; cyclin-dependent protein serine/threonine kinase activity
Source: RefSeq, a predicted model, not a curated record
AUGUCUGCAUCUCAAUUUAAACAACUGGAAAAAUUAGGUAACGGUACAUAUGCCACGGUGUAUAAGGGUCUAAAUAAGGCUACUGGUGCAUAUAUUGCUUUGAAAGAAGUUAAACUUGACUCAGAAGAGGGAACACCCUCUACUGCUAUCAGAGAGAUUUCUUUAAUGAAAGAGUUGAAACAUGAAAAUAUUGUGGCCUUAUAUGAUGUGAUCCACACAGAAAACAAACUAACUCUAGUCUUUGAGUAUAUGGAUAAUGAUUUGAAAAAAUACAUGGACUCAAGAACCAUUGGAAAUCAACCAAAGGGUCUUGAAUUGCAUUUAGUCAAAUAUUUCCAAUGGCAACUGUUUGAAGGUUUAUCUUUUUGUCACGAAAAUAAAAUCUUGCAUCGUGAUCUAAAACCACAAAAUCUGCUAAUAAAUAAAAAGGGUCAACUGAAAAUAGGUGAUUUUGGUCUGGCACGUGCCUUUGGUAUCCCAGUAAAUACCUUCUCAAGCGAAGUUGUCACCUUAUGGUAUAGAGCACCAGAUGUGUUAAUGGGGUCUCGUACUUACUCUACAUCCAUCGAUAUUUGGUCCUGUGGUUGUAUUCUAGCAGAAAUGAUCACGGGGAAACCAUUGUUCCCAGGUGGUAACGAUGAAGAACAGUUGAAGCUGAUUUUUGAAACUAUGGGAACACCAAAUGAAUCAACUUGGCCUUCUGUUGUAUCUUUACCCAAAUACAGCUCAAACUUCCCAAAGAGACUACCAAAAGAUUUGAAAUUGAUUUUACAAGCUCAUUGUGAUUUCCCAGUAGAAGAUGUUGUUGUUAAUCUAUUACACGGAUUAUUACAACUAAAUCCUGAUAUGAGAUUAAGUGCAAAGCAAGCUUUGCAUCAUCCAUGGUUUGAUGAGUAUUACCAAAGUCCACAGUAA